Molecule: messenger RNA, 5861 nt
Organism: Pogona vitticeps (central bearded dragon)
Lineage: Eukaryota; Metazoa; Chordata; Lepidosauria; Squamata; Agamidae
Gene: ZNF518A
Product: zinc finger protein 518A
Source: RefSeq, a predicted model, not a curated record
GGUGGGUAAGGCAAUGAAUGCUACUGUCUUCAUUACUAGAGCCGAAAAGUCUCCGCACAGCAGCAGCAGCUGCGGCCGCCUCACCCGCCAACGCAGCGUUCAUGGCGCGGGGAAGGAAGGGAAGUGCCAUUUCGUAGCGUCUCGAUACUCUGGGGAGGAGGAAAAGGAAAACGGGGGGGCGGCAGUUCGAGGGGUUUCCAAUCGUACCCCUAAACUUCCCUGGGCCUCCGUCCUUCCGCCCUCAUGCGCGGCGCGUAUCCCUCCGCCACAGUCACCCCACCCCGCCUUCCAUUGCUGAGCUCGUCAACUCCCGCAGACCCCGGAUGGAAAGUGUAAUGGCCGCCAAUAGUGAGUCGUCGGACUAUGGAGACGGGCGAGUCAAGAAAUCAGGGACAUUUCAGAAGAUAAGGAAUCAUCUGGCACAAUCCUAAUUCCAAUCACUUUAUGAUGGUUUUAAGUCCCAUGGUUUCACAAAGCGUGUUCCCAGGUUUUUCUGUACACUGAAUACAAUAGCUCUUGAGCCUAGCUUUUAUGCCUCUCAUCUCUUAGGGAAGAAUGAUUGAGAAGGAACUGAAGAAUGGAAUUGUAGUCUUUUUUUAAUGAAUAUAAUAAGCUGCGGAAGUCCUGGAACUCUGGAAAUAUAUCAGCACAGAAAUCUCUUAAAAAGUACCACAACAGUAUAUUACUUUAAGAAAAAUGCCAUCUGAUCAAGAACCAUCAUUUUGCUUUCAAGAGGCAAGCUUGGUACAAGAAAAUGUGUCAGAUAGAAUGUGUGUUCCUACAUCAGUUGUUGUUGAAGAGUCUAAACCUCCACUUGCAGUCUCAGAUAUUCUCUCUCAUGGACUAAAAACCGUGAAAAUAGAAUUGCCGAGGGUACAUAUCCCGAAUGAAGUGCUAUUUAAACAUGAAAUAGAGAGAUACAUGAAAUUAUUUCAGUGUAAAGAGAAACCCGCACUUGCAUCUUCCAUGCAAAAGGAUGGGAAUGGAAGCAGUUUACAUUGCUCUGAGGUUUAUAUUCCACAUAGCAAACCAGGACUGCAUUAUGAGGAGGGACUGAAAACAUCAGCAAAAAUAUUGAACUUUAGCUGUACAAAAUGCCGAAACAGCAUUAGGUACAGCCCAAAUGACCUACAGAAACAUUUUCAGCUGUUACACCAUGGAGAGUUGCCAUCUUACCCUUGUGAAAUGUGUAAUUUUUCAGCUAAUGACUUUCAGGCAUUUAACCAACAUCGUCGAACGCAUCGCAGCACUUUAGUAAAAUGUGAAAUUUGUAACGAUGAUCAUACAUAUACUUUGUUGGAUCUGACAAAACAUUUCACCUCUAAGCAUUGUAUGAAUGGUCACUUUCAAUGUGAAAGAUGUAGGUUUUCCACCCAGGAUGUAGGUACAUUUGUUCAGCAUAUUCAUAGACACAAUGAAAUGCAGUAUAAAUGUGAUAAAUGUCAUCAUGUCAGUUUUUCUGAAGAAGAGUUUCAUAAACACGUUGCUUCACAUAUUGGCACAUUUCCUUUCAGUUGUCAGUAUUGCAACUACAUGGCAUCACGGAAAAACUAUCUUUUAAAACAUAUUAUUACCUUACACAGAGACCACCUCUAUGCAAAACAUAAAUUGGACACAGAUAACAGUGAAAAGAAGAUAAAAACUCCAACAGGACUAAAACUUAUCUUGAAAAGGUACAAAACUGGGGCAUCUAGGAAGGCACUAUGGAGACGCAAAAAAAUUACCAGCAGCAGUUGUAGAAUCGGAGAAGAUAGACAAGUUCUCAGAGACACAGAGGAUAUUAAGCCUAACUCAGAAGAGCUAGAAAAGUCUGCAAAAGAGCUUCAGGUAAAUGAAGAUAAGAUUGUUCUAAAUGAAAAGCAAAUCUACCGUGGAAUGAAAUCCUCUCAACCAGCAGAGUACAAUAGAACAGAAGAUGGAUUGGGUUCUGGUUUGGGAUUGCUGAAAAAAGCUGUUCAUGGCCCUACAGUAUUGAUGGUUAAAAACAACAAAAUAUCUGUUCCUGCGAACUACAGUGCUAAAUUUAUGGGAUUUAAAAUGGUAGACGGUAAGCAACAUAUAGUAAUAAAACUGCUACCUACAGAUAAACAGAAUUUGCCUGCAGGAAAUAAAGUUGAUGUGGUUAAAGAUGGUUCAACGGACUGCUUACAGCAGACAGCUGAGAACUUUAAUUUUCCUUCAGGUGCCGGACCUCAUGAAAUUAACCAACAGUUGUCCAAAAAUAAUUCAGUAUAUUCAUUAAUGUCAUCUCCAGUGUCAUUUUCUAAUCACCACCCAGGAAAAAUAAAGCAAGAACAUUUCAGUUCUUUAAGUUGGAAUACAUCUCAAAGUGCUGCACCUCCUAUUGUAGUGGUAGGAAACUGCUCAAGUCAUUUGCCUGUGAAGCCCAAUUCUUCACUUUCUAGUGAUUUAGUGGCAAAAGCUGGAACUCGGCGUAUUGUUUCAUGGAGGAACUGUAUACCUCAAGACCAUCCUCAGGUUUUAUCUUCUGCUGACACACACAUGCUUCAUUAUGACCCUAUGAAAAAAAACUUCCCUCCAGAAUUCAAAGUCCUGAAUGGUGAAGUGAACAAUAGCAGUAAACACAAUAAUCUUUAUUAUUCAUCAGCAGAUAUUUCUAAUCAAGUACCGUUGCCUUUCCAUAAUUACUCCAAAAUGGAUAUUUUGGAGAAAUCUAAAAAUCUUAUAUCCAGCAAAACCAUUCCUCUCCAAAGCAGGUCUGUCAGUGAAACAGCUUGUUUUUCACAAUCAGCAGCAGGAUUAAAUUCAGAAAAAAGAAUGUCUUACGGCUUCAUACAUACUAAUAAUGAUCCAGUAUUCUCAACCAACCAACCUAGUUAUGUCCUCGAUAGACAGCAUUGUAUAGAAAAUCAUGAUGGCCGGAGGUAUUUGAAUACUAAGAUAAAUCAAGUGUUGGAACGUGUAACUGAAAUACCUAAACAGGAAAAGCCUUCCAGUUGUAUAAAUCCAGUUAUGCCUAAAAUAACAUCAGUUUUCUCACUCCAGGGUAAUCAAGCAUCCAGCUAUUUGUCACCUAAAGUAAACCAGUCAUUACAAGAUGUGUUAAAAGGACAAGCUAUUCCUCAGUCACACAACUACAUUAGAACUAAUUAUAACCAGUCAUUUCCAAAUAAUCAAACAGAUUCUAAAACAGCUACAUACUUCAGAAAUUCAACAGUUCUGUGCAAUUUAACCCAUUCAUCUGCUAAACUCAAAAGAGAACUCAAUGUGAACUGCAGUGCAACAAAAGAAAGUGCAUGCUUCAGGAAUGAAGGACGAGUACCAACCACAUCUUUUAAAACAGAAGAAAUAGGCUCACCUUCCAGGACAGUGGGAAUUGGUACAUUGCUUAAGACUCAGGCAGAUUCCAUCAUAACACAGCAGUUGGCAAAAGACAAGAUGCGCAACGGGAUCCAUCAUUCUAAUGUCAUCCGUCCAACUCUUCCAGAACAAAAAAACCCGAUGCUGCUUCAGCCAUCUCCACCAAGAUUUUUUGUACCUUUGCGCCUUGCCCACCAGCCAGGCUUGCAAGUUAUUUCAGGAACUCCGCCUUCAAAUAUGAGUUCAUCAGAUGCUCAUGCAACACGAGGUGCAACAACAUCUUUACUGAUAAACAAAGCACCUGGAAUGAUUUUGACAUUUGGUAGUGGGUCACUUGGAACAAUUGCAAAUGCCACUGAAAAUAAUUCUCAGGUUUUAGAGAAAUUUGCGUCUAAAGAGAAUGGUAAAGGGGCAGUAUCUUCAUCAGAGAUGGAGUUGAAAAUAGACAGUUGUAGAAGUAUAAGAAAUUCUUCUGGUGUUAAUGUAUGCCGUGGGGCAGUAAGUGCUUCAUCCACUGGCCAAAUCCAAAAGGAACAAAUUAACAGUAUAAAUCCAGAAAGUGGAAUUUCUUCUGUGAAAAUACUUGCAGGAUAUCAAAGCAGUAAAGUUGCCUCAUCAGAGUCAAUAAAACAACCCGAGAUUGGACAAGAACCUGUUUAUGCACUUUUGCCUGGUGGCAGACAAGCAGUUUUUCUUAAGUGUAUGUCGCCAAACAAAUCUCUAGUACAGAAUCAUAGUGUUUCUCAAAAUAGUUCUGAUAGUCAAAAUACUGAACCAAAGAAACCUGGAGCAAUGCAGCAAAAGCUUUUUUUGAAAAUUAAGACUUUGCCUGCUGCUGACAACAGUCAAGCAGUUAAUAAUUCUCUACUAUCUUUACAGUUCAAUAGUAUGCAUUCCCUUAACAGAUCUGUACUAGACCAGGAAAAGACAGCAGUUUCUUCUAGCAAUGCCUUACUCUUACCAGGUAGAUUGAUACCAGCAAAUGCCUGUUCAGCAAGUGAUAAAUCAAAGGAAACUUGCACUUCUCUAGAGUCUGUACAUUCCUCUAAGCAAGCAAAAGUAUGGUCACAAAAGAACCAAUUUGAUUCAACACAAACAGUAACUGCUAACAAGGCCAGCAGUUUGAGAAGCCAAAUGUCAGUAGAAACUAUGACAAAUAAGAUUUCAAAAGCUAAACGUCAUUCAAAACAAACUGGUGCUAAAGUUUCUGAUGCUGCAGUAUCACAAAAGAACAGGAGUCUGAAACGAAAAGCCAAGGAAGAUCUUCAGGAGCCCCCUCGAAAGAAACCACUGCAUCGAAAGUGUAAACAGAAAAAUCUAAUAGAUAUGAAUGAAUUUGAAUCUAUGCUUCCUGCCCCAUGUAAGCCAAGAUUGUCAAAAGACACAAAAAGAAUUCUAAAGUUACUUCCAUUUAAUUCCAAGCAACUUGUCAAAUGCCCACGAAGAAAUCAGCCUGUUGUAGUACUAAACCAUCCUGAUGCAGAUGUUCCGGAAGUUGUAAAUGUUAUGAAGACAAUUGCAAAAUUUAAAGGACAUGUGCUGAAGGUCUCUUUAUCGAAGAGGACUAUUGAUGCGCUUUUAGAGCCAGCAUAUUAUAGUAACAGUUUGUACAUAAUUAGUAGUGAUCUCUCUAAAAGAAAACGUAAAAUGCUGAAGCCUGUAAGUCCUGUAAAAGAAAGGUUUGUGUUAAAAUUAACACUGAAGAAAACUAGCAAAAAUAAUUAUCAGAUUGUGAAAACUACUUCUGAUAAUACGCUGAAAACUAAAUUUAGCUGCUGGUUUUGUGGGAGAAUAUUUGACAAUCAGGACAAUUGGGUAGGGCAUGGCCAGCGUCAUCUGAUGGAAGCCACUCGUGACUGGAAUUCAUUAGGGUAAUUUAUUAUGAUUAAUCAUGAAGACAAAAUAAUUCAUUUGAUUGCAGGUUAUUUUGGAUAACAGCAGUAAAAUUAUGUUUCUGGGUUUUUUUAAUGGAACAAGUUUCAUGGUAGCACCUAAAAUGGACCUGUAUGAAUGAACUGCAGUUUAAAUUGAAGUUUGUUACUACUAUCAUGUCAUAUAUUUGUAUUUAGAUAAAGAAUUUCAGGGCCUUUUUGUUCUGUAUAUAUUUAAAAAUCAAAGUGUGUACAUAUUUUUGUACUUCAGUUAUUUGCUAUGAAAUCUUGCACAGGAAUUGUAUUUUUUCCAGCUCUGUGCAUGCACUACUAAAAAGGUUUUUCAGCUACACACAGCUAUUGCUGUAUUUUUCCUUGCUCUUCAAAACAGAACAAAUCAAAACCCACCAACCUUUUCUUUUCCAGGGAUUGAACACUGUUGUUAGCAAGUGCCUAAAAUAUGUGAAGCAGUUUACUUUGUGUCAACUGUAUAACCAUAGGUCUACAUAGGGCCAGGUUUUCUAACAAGUUUCUUUUAAACAAAGCCAUAUGUGAAUGCUUUAAGCUAUAUUGCUAUGCACAUGACACUUGUACUAUUUCUGUGCAGUUUGUCUACUUUCUUAGUGAAAUAUUUUUCAUAUAAAUCAAUAAAUGUGUUAUUAUGUUUAA